GCCCGUUCCCGCGGGAAUUCUCGGUGGUGUCGGUGCUCCGGGCGCCGCCCGGGAGCCGCCCCUUCCUGCUCUCCCUCUACGACGGCGACGGGAUCCUCCGGCUGGGCCUGGAGCUGGGAUCCGACCCGCAAUUCCUCUACCGGGAGCGGCGCCGCCGCCUCUUCCCGCAGGAUGAGCCCGUUUUCCGCGGAGUCGACUUGGCCGACGGAAGGUGGCACCGGGUGUCCUGGUCGGUGUCGGGCGGUUCCGUCGCGCUGUCCCUGGAUUGUCGCCGGCGCCUGACGCGGCCCCUCCCCCGCGGCCCCGCCCCCCUGGAUUCCCGCGGGAUCGUCGUCGUGGGAACGCGGCUCCUGGACCGGGAGGUUUUCCAG
Messenger RNA from Lepidothrix coronata (blue-crowned manakin), 371 nucleotides. RefSeq names its product collagen alpha-2(XI) chain-like. The annotation marks the transcript as partial. The record is from RefSeq and is a predicted model, not a curated record. The transcript is spliced from 2 exons. NCBI's taxonomy places the organism in Eukaryota, Metazoa, Chordata, Aves, Passeriformes, Pipridae.